Trichoderma virens Gv29-8 is the source of this 1032-nucleotide messenger RNA. RefSeq lists its product as uncharacterized. Lineage: Eukaryota; Fungi; Ascomycota; Sordariomycetes; Hypocreales; Hypocreaceae. The coding region runs from base 1 to 1032 and encodes 343 amino acids. The record is from RefSeq and is a predicted model, not a curated record. The transcript is spliced from 2 exons.
AUGUCAGACACCAAGGGAACCGUUUUGGUCAUCGGCGGUACAGGCGCUCAGGGAGUGCCUGUCGUUAAAUCCCUGUCAUCGGAUUCUAAGUAUGCUGUGCGCGUUAUCACGAGAAACCCUUCCUCAAAGGAUGCCGUUGAACUGGCAUCCAUUCCUGGAGUAACCAUAUUUGAAGGAAAUGCUUAUGAUGAACCCACACUUCGUGAGGCGUUCAAAGGUGUCCAGUAUGUCUUUGCCAAUACUAAUGGCUUUGCUAUUGGAGAAAUGGCAGAGAUCUAUUGGGGCAUUCGGAUAUAUGAGCUUGCUCGAGAAUUUGGAGUCAAGCAUCUCAUUUAUGCAGCUCUCGAAUAUUCUUCAAAACUUGGGAAUUUCGACUCUAAAUAUCGCUGCGGUCAUGUUGACGGCAAGGGCAAAGUCGCAGACUAUAUAUCUGCACAGCCAACAACUCCCAUGGCUUGGACGGUCCUGACUUCUUGUAUGUACAUGGAAGGACUCUCAGAAUUCUUGCAGCCAUUCCCUGAUCGCGAGGAUCCAACCACGCUUGUGUUCGCAGCUCCUCUGGGAGAAGGCCAAUGCCCCCUCAUCCAUCUUGAGGACUAUGGCCAUUAUGCUAGAUGGAUUCUCGACACACCAUCCAAGAGCAACGGUAUACAAUUGCAUGUUGCAACAGAAGACAUCUCUUGGAAAGACCUUGCAGCUACCUUUACGACGGUCACUGGUCGAAAAGCUGUCUUCAAAGACCUCACAUUGGACGAAUAUUUCAAACUCCCCAUUUUUCCGAACCCGGAAAUGAUAGUGGGCCAUUCCACUAAUAAAGAAAAUUCCACUCUGUUAACUUUCCGUGAGAACUUCUCCGGUUUUUGGAACAUGUGGAAGGAUAAUUUGACAAAGAGGGAUUAUAAGUUGCUGGAUGAGAUUCUGCCAAACAGAGUGAAGAGUGUGAAGGAAUGGAUGGAGAAAACGGGAUAUACAGGAAAACCAUCUUCCGUUUUGAAAGACUAUCGGGACGGGGUUGGCAGUAGAAACGCUUAA